AUGGUGGCGGCGACCGUGCGGCCUGGGCGGCCCAGGAGCAUCAACAUCAACGAUCUGCAUGUUUCUCUUGGCCACACCAACGACGCGAAUGCACGGGAGACCGCGAAGCAGCUGGGGAUUCAGGUGACCGGUACCCGGGGAUACUGCGCUGGCUGCGGUGAGGCGAAGGCGAUUCGACGCAGCGUUCCGAAGGAGACGAAAGCCAAGGCGGGGAGACCGUUUGGGCGUGUCUUCAUCGAUCUGACGGGCCCAUAUCCGCCGUCCACCGGUGGCGCUCGGUACUGCAUGAUGGUGGUGGACGACUACUCCAACGUCGGAUGGACGCUGUUUCUGGCGGACAAGGGCGGUUCCACUCUGUGUGACGCUUUUCGCGCGUGGUACGUUGACACCAAGCAGUUGGCGGGGACUCACGGUGGGUUAGGCGUUGCUCGCUUUGAUAACGGGACCGAGUUUACCAACACCGAAUUCCGGCACUUGCUGUCUGAGCUCGGAGUUGCAGUGGAAUUCACCCCCGUCGAUGGUGCGAAGCGCAACGGGCGCGCGGAGCGGAAGAUCGCGCUUGUCGUUGAAGGGGGCAAGGCGGCGUGGUUGGAGUUCCCACGGCUCUUCCCAGACUUGGAGUUUCCUCGAAAGGCGAUGGCGUGGACGACGAUCUGGCCAAAGGCGCUUGCUUGGAUGAACGACACGCUCAACAUGACCGCGCAAGCUCACACACCCGACAAGCUAUGCCCGUGGGAGAAGCUCUACAAGCGACGUGCCACAACCCUUCCACUGCCGUUCAUGAUGCCCGGCUUCCGUCACCGCAACCGGAAGAACAAGACCGAGUCGAAGGGGGAGCGCUGUUUUUAUCUCAACACCGGCAACAACCACUCGUCUACUACGCACAAGAUCCUCCUCUCCUCAGGGGUCUGCAGCUACUCCGCGGACGUCACUUGGGGCUAUCGUCGGGCGCCUUUCGUUGGGGAGGUACCCACGUGGGGGGGCGGAGCAGUAGUGGAAGCGACGGAACCUUUCGGGGGGCUGGGGGCAGCGACUGGAGCGGCGGGAGCAGCGGUAGCACCUGCAGCUGGAGUGGCGGCCCCCGGCAGCAGUGUCUUCCCCGCAGCGGCGGUGGGGGAGACGGCCGGGGGGCAGGCCCUCGCGGCAGGAGCGGCGGCAUCGGCGGCAGCACCUGCAGCUGGAGCGGCGGCCCCCGGCAGCAGUGGUUUCCCCGCAGCGGCGGUGGGGGAGACGGCAGGGGUGCAGACCCUCGCGGCAGGAGCGGCGGCAUCGGCGGCAGCACCUGCAGCUGGAGCGGCGGCCCUCGGCCGCAGUGUCUUCCCCCCGGCGGCGGUGGGGGAGGCGGCCGGGGCGCAGGCCCUCGCGGCGGGAACGGAGACAUCGACAGCAGCUGGAGCGGCGGGAGCGGUGAUCAUCCCCACGGCGGGUGCUGGCGUAGCGGCGGGGACGGAGAUUCUCUCGGAUGGGGCGGCGGCACCGGUGGUGGGGGCAACGGCAGGUGACCCUCCCAUGACGGCGGCGGUGGAGCUAGAUUGGGCUGACAUAUACCACGCACCACCCGAGCGGAGGAUGACUCACCGGCAGCAGCACGAGGUGACGCCUGCCGUCACGAGGUCGGGGUCUCGCAGAACCGGUAUGCCAGGUGCUUUCGCGCUGCUGGCGGCGGAUGAGCAGAUGACCCGUUCUCUCAGUGGCCCCACAGCUGACAUCGAUGACCCCGCGUUGCCAAAUGGUUUGGUUCCCGACUUGGAGACUCCGGAAACGUACAAGCAAGCCCAUGCCGGACCGCAUGAUGUCAUUUGGCGUGCGGCGGAGCGCAAGGAGAUUGCUGGGCUUUCGGCGGCGGGGACGUUCGAGACGAUGGCGGCGGGGGAGUAGCAACGAGGAAUGAACGUGAUCACGGCCAAGUGGGUUUACGCGUGGAAGGGGAACGAGUAUGGCCGUGCUGUGCGUGCAAAGGCGAGGUUGGUGGCUCGCGGUUUCGGUCAACGUGAAGGUAUUGAUUUCUUUGAAACCUUCUCCCCGUGCCCGUCCGUCACUAGUAUCCGUUUGUUAGCAGCUCUUGCGUGUGAUUUGGGUUUGGACUUGUGUCAUUUCGACGCGGAGCAGGCUUUUGCGUUUGUUCAAUCAGAGUUAGUGG
Ectocarpus sp. CCAP 1310/34 is the source of this 2140-nucleotide messenger RNA. NCBI's taxonomy places the organism in Eukaryota, Phaeophyceae, Ectocarpales, Ectocarpaceae. The record is from the annotation of a GenBank genome assembly.